Messenger RNA from Drosophila hydei, 2906 nucleotides. RefSeq names its product protein HID1. The record is from RefSeq and is a predicted model, not a curated record. The coding region runs from base 197 to 2758 and encodes 853 amino acids. Gene Ontology annotation, cellular component: Golgi medial cisterna; membrane; Golgi trans cisterna. Lineage: Eukaryota; Metazoa; Arthropoda; Insecta; Diptera; Drosophilidae. The transcript has 2 exons.
UGUCAACCAACAACAACAACACACUUGCUACUCUAUUUUCAUAGUCGUGCGUAGGCGAAUUUCUUACUUUUCUUAUUGAGACCGAAGCGAAAUUUAUGUAAAACCAUAACACUGCAAUUGUAUUAACUUUGCUUGAGGCAACAGUAAACAGAGUAGCUGCAACAAAGGCGUUUAAACACACUAACAACACUUCAAUAUGGGAAACACUGAUUCAAAACUAAACUUUCGCAAAGCAAUCGUACAGCUAACGCAGAAGAAUCAAAAGAUUGACAACAAUGAUGACCAGUUCUGGGAUCAAUUCUGGCAAGCGCAUCAAACAACGUUAGAGGAUGUCUUUGCAUUGGUCACAGCAAGUGAAAUACGUCAAAUAAGAAAUGAUAAUCCAGCUAAUUUGGCUACGCUCUGCUACAAGGCUGUGGAAAAGUUGGCACAGGCUGUCGACAGCAGCUGUCGCACGCAGGCCGAGCAACAAUGUGUGCUGAACUGUGUAAGACUACUCGUACGGCUAUUGCCUUAUAUCUUCGAAGAUGAUAAAUGGCGUGAUUUCUUUUGGAGUAAUCUGCCGGCACAGGAGCAGGCAAAUCAUGGUCAAACGGUGCCCCUGGCUCAAUCCCUUAUCAAUGCCAUAUGUGAUUUGUUAUUUUGUCCAGAUUUCACGGUGACGGCAACAAGGCGUGCAGGGCCAGAGAAGGCCGAGGAGUUGGCCAAUAUUGAUAGCUGCGAAUACAUUUGGGAGGCGGGCGUGGGGUUUGCCCAAUCCCCGCCCCGCAAUGCGCACAUGGAACGCAGGCGGACGGAGCUAUUGAAGCUGCUGCUCACCUGCUUCUCGGAGCCUAUGUAUCGUACGCCUCAGCAAUCUGAGGAGCCCAACAAGUGGAUUGCCUACUUCACCUCUGCAGACAACAGACAUGCGUUGCCUCUGUUCACCUCCUUCUUAAAUACGGUUUGCUCAUAUGAUCCGGUUGGUUUUGGUGUGCCCUACAAUCAUUUGAUAUUCGCGGAUACGACUGAGCCGCUGGUGGAGGCCUGUCUGCAGCUGCUAAUAGUUACUCUCGAUCACGAUAUGGUCGUGCAGCACCAGCAACUGCAACAGCAACAGCAGCAGCAGCAACAUCAAUUGGCUCAUGCUGGAGGCGUGCUGGUCACGCCUUACGACGAGGGCGGAUGUGGUGAUAAUCUGUUCAUCAAUUAUUUAUCACGCGUGCAUCGCGAUGAGGAUUUCCAUUUUGUGCUGCGUGGCAUUACGCGACUGCUUAACAAUCCUCUGGUCCAAAACUAUUUACCAAAUUCAACGAAACGCCUCCAUUGCCACCAGGAGCUACUUAUCUUGUUUUGGAAGAUCUGCGACUACAACAAAAAGUUCUUGUACUUUGUGUUAAAGAGUUCGGAUGUGCUCGAUAUACUCAUUCCUAUACUGUAUCAUUUGAAUUAUUCACGUGCGGAUCAAUCGCGCGUUGGUCUCAUGCACAUUGGCGUCUUUAUACUGCUGCUGCUAUCGGGGGAGCGAAACUUUGGCGUACGCUUGAACAAGGCCUACUCGGCUACGGUGCCCAUGGACAUACCGGUCUUUACUGGUACCCAUGCAGAUCUGCUUAUCACAGUGUUUCACAAGAUUAUAGCCACAGGUCAUCAGCGUUUGCAGCCACUGUUCGAUUGUUUGUUGACGAUAUUGGUGAAUGUUUCACCAUAUCUAAAAACCCUUUCGAUGGUGGCCAGUGUAAAGCUAUUGCAUUUGCUGGAAGCUUUUAGUACGCCUUGGUUUUUGCUCUCGGCGCCUAGUAAUCAUCACUUGGUCUUCUUUUUGCUGGAGAUCUUCAACAACAUUAUACAGUAUCAAUUUGAUGGAAAUUCGAAUUUAGUAUAUACGAUCAUACGCAAACGUCAUGUCUUUCAUGCCAUGGCCAAUUUGCCCACAGAUAUGGCUGGCAUAGCUAAAUGUCUGAGUGGACGAAAAACGGGUGGCAAAUUUAAUUUGCCACGCGUGCCACAGAGGAAGCAGGCAGCAGCAAUGACUAGCCAGGAACUGCCUUCGGCUCAAGUACCGGACGACGAUUAUAUUGACGAGGAGGAAGAGGAGGACGAAGAUGUUGAAAAUAUUGUAGCUGACAAGGAGACUGCUGCUGCUGCUGUUUCUUCUGGUAUUGCCGAAGAGGAUCUCGAAUCAGAAACAGAAUCGCACGAGCGUUCACAGAUGGGAGAUACACAGUUGGACUCUACAGCACCUGUAGCACAGCCCGCCGAGCCCGGAACACUGAAAACCUCUCUGCUGGACACUCCAAAUAUUGGUCAAAUGACCGAAAGCGAACACCCACAUCCCAAUGACAAAGCCAACGACAUGUCGCCCGCCAAGUCCACAUCCCCUACACGUCUAUCUGUCGCACAUAGGGCCAGCAUACGCAUGGUACCGGCUGAAAAUGAUCGCUGGACGCCCACACCUGAAUGGAUUGUCUCGUGGCGUUCAAAGCUGCCGUUGCAAACGAUAAUGCGAUUAUUGCAGGUGCUGGUGCCGCAGGUGGAAAAGAUUUGCAUUGAUAAAGGCCUCACAGACGAAUCGGAGAUAUUGAAGUUCUUGCAGCAUGGCACUUUGGUGGGUCUGCUGCCUGUGCCGCAUCCCAUUUUAAUACGUAAAUAUCAAGCAAAUUCUGGGACUACGGCCUGGUUUCGAACCUACAUUUGGGGCGUUAUCUAUUUACGAAACGUGGAGCCGGCCAUUUGGUAUGAUACUGAGGUGAAGCUCUUUGAAAUACAGCGCGUCUAAAACUGUUAUAAUAAUAGUAAGUGGAACCAACAACAACAAAUACAAUGAAAAACAACAACAGCAACAAGAACGUAGAUUAUCCAAGAAACAACACGCUUUUGCAUUUACUGUAGUUAAUUUAUUUAGUUUUUAAUUCAUUCCACAAACC